Molecule: messenger RNA, 960 nt
Organism: Penicillium bovifimosum
Lineage: Eukaryota; Fungi; Ascomycota; Eurotiomycetes; Eurotiales; Aspergillaceae
Product: ketopantoate reductase family protein
Exons: 5
Coding region: 1-960 (319 amino acids)
Biological process (GO): pantothenate biosynthetic process
Cellular component (GO): cytoplasm
Molecular function (GO): 2-dehydropantoate 2-reductase activity
Source: RefSeq, a predicted model, not a curated record
AUGUCCGAUUCAAUCGAUGUCCUAGUUUACGGGCUAGGAGCGAUCGGCUCCUUCUAUGCCUUCAUCCUAUCCCGCACCGAGCGGGUGCGACUUACCGUCGUAGCACGGUCGAACUAUGAGGCUGUCCGAGCCAAUGGCAUUACCAUCAAGAGCGAGAUCCACGGCGAGCACACUUUCCACCCUUACCGAGUGGUGAAAUCCGUUGCGGAGGUCGGUCCGGUCCAUUACUUAGUGUGCGCGAACAAGGCAAUCGAUCAGGACGAGCAUGCAGCUCAGUUACACCCAGCCGUAGACGAAAACACGAGCAUUGUGAUCAUACAGAAUGGCGUUGGCAACGAAGAACCUUUCCGGAAGUAUUUCCCCCAUGCCUCGAUCAUAAGCUGUGUGACGUGGGUGGGAGCCAACCAAACAAGCCCCGGUGUUGUUGAGCACCAUAGCUCUGAAGAUACGCAAAUCGGCCUAUACCACAACCCCACCAUCGGCUACGAAAUCGAGCAGCUGCGACUUGAAACAUUUGCCGAAUUGUUUUGUAACGGCAAGACCAAGUUCCAGAUUCUCGAGAAUAUCCAGAUCCGGCGCUGGGAAAAGGUUGUCUGGAACGUGGCGUGGAAUUCUAUAACUACACUCACGAUGAUGGACACACAGUCCUGGUUGCAUUCUUCUCAAGAUGCGGAGCCGUUCACUCGCAAAUUGAUGCAGGAGGUCAUCAAUGUUGCGCGUGCUUGUGCCGUGCCCCUAAAGGAUAGUCUGGUUGACGAGCUUAUGGAUAAGAUCAAUUCCAUGCCAGGAAUUGGAAGCAGCAUGCAGACGGAUUGCAAAUGUGGUCGACCAUUGGAGAUUGACGUUAUACUGGGCUUCCCGUUCAAGAAGUCUAGAGAGCUCGGUAUUUCCGCUCCAUUCUUGGAGACGCUCUACGUUCUUUUGCGGGCGGUUGAUUGUCGUCUCAGGGCUGGGAAAUAG